AUACUCUCCGUCGGCACCUCCGCAGCUUCCUGUCUGGCCUGCUUUGGUCUCAUAGGAUUCUACUUCUUUGUCGUCAUGGAUCACAAGCACUGGCGAUUCCGCCACUCGCUUAUCGUCAUUCUCAUCGUGUAUGAUUUCAUCAAGGUCAUGGCUUUGCUCGCAUACGAUAUCCGCGUGUUUCUCCAGCCCGUUAAAACCGUCAACUUCUGGCCUUUCUCGAAGGCCUAUGUCAAUGCCAGUGGCUGGUUCACCGCCUUUAGCAUUGAAGGCGCCGAUAUGGCGAUCCUCGCGUUUGCUAUACACACCUGUCUUGCGAUCUACCGACCGGACCUAGCGGUCAAGGUGAAAAAAGGCUCUGAGAGCCAAACCGAAGGCGGUUUGUAUCGCUUCAAAGCAUACGUCUAUCUCCUUUGCCUCUUGAUUCCGGUACUCCUUGCCAGUUUAAUGUUCAUUGAUAAGUCGGGGUACUUUGCCUAUACGUCCUGGGCAUACAUCCCGCCCCAACCUGUGUGGUACACGUUUGCGCUCUCCUGGGCACCACGGUACGCCAUCAUGAUCAUGAUCUGUGUCAUAUACGGUGCCAUCUACUGGCAUGUGAUGCGUAAGUUCAAGGAGGUGGGAGGAACGCUCAAGAGGAUGGGUAAGAACCAAAAAGUCCGACGGACCACCUACAACAACCUGGGGAAGGCGGCUAAUGCCACUGCUGCUAAGACUGGCGCUGACGCGAUGGCUGAAGCCGAUGAUCUCCAAGAAAACCUCCGCAAGCAAAACCUCCGAGCCUUCAAGGCCCGCCGCAACCAGAUCAGCAGACAACUCAAGUUCAUCUUCAUUUACCCUGUUGCCUACAUCUUUCUCUGGAUCAUCCCUUUUAUUCUCCACGUGACCCAGAGCGUCGACAUGGAAGCAUAUGUGCACAAAAUGUCCGAUCGCCACACCUUUCAGUACUGGAUCACAAUCUUUGCCCAGUGGAUGCAGUCCUUCAACUGCACCGUGGACGUCAUCGUGUUUCUCAUCCGCGAGCAGCCGUGGCGCUACUCCUUUGCUCGGCUCUGCGAGGAGGACUACGUGUCUGGGAGGUACACUGCCCUUCUUCUGGCGCUCCCCUGGUGGCGCCAGCAGCUUGUCUGGUUGCCCCUCCUCGGCUUGCCGGACUUUGGCCGUAGUCAACAAAUCUACCAAAAGCAAAUGACUGCGAAGCUUGUGAAAGCAGCUACUGCGCCGGCAGCAAAUCCUCACGACUUUAGCAACAUUUUGCUGGGGGAG
Molecule: messenger RNA, 1263 nt
Organism: Babjeviella inositovora NRRL Y-12698
Lineage: Eukaryota; Fungi; Ascomycota; Pichiomycetes; Serinales
Gene: GPR1
Product: Gpr1p
Exons: 3
Biological process (GO): adenylate cyclase-activating G protein-coupled receptor signaling pathway
Cellular component (GO): plasma membrane
Molecular function (GO): G protein-coupled receptor activity
Source: RefSeq, a predicted model, not a curated record